Blepharisma stoltei is the source of this 550-nucleotide messenger RNA. NCBI's taxonomy places the organism in Eukaryota, Ciliophora, Heterotrichea, Heterotrichida, Blepharismidae. The record is from the annotation of a GenBank genome assembly.
AUGGGAUCAGCUAUAUCAACAAGAAAGAGAAAUAAAAAAGUUUGUUAAAUAUAGUUAGCUGAUAUAACUACAGCUAUUAUAAUAGGAAACCCUGAAGCUAUUAAACUAUUAAAAGAAUUCCCAAAUUGGCAAAAAUAUCAUUUAAGGCAGGUAAAUAUAAAGCAGAGCGACUGGACAUUUCUUCAUCUAGCUAGCUGGUAUGGUCAUUUUAAUCUAGUCAAUGAAAUGAUUCAUCAUGGAUGCGAUCCAUCUUCAAUUGAUAGCGUAAAACCUUAUUAAGAAUUAUGAAACUCCUCUGCAUAUUUCAGCAUACAAAGGAGAUAAAAAAACAACAGAAAUAUUGCUAAAUUUUAUACCAGAAAUUACUGAAAAUAGGGUAUUAGAUAAGUAGGACGGAAAAACUCCUCUAUUAAUUGCUCAAGAAUUGGGCCAUACAGAGGUCAUAGAGCUGAUCCAAGGGUAUGGAAUGAGAAAACUGUCUAAUAAGAAAAACUCUAUAAAUAGCAGCGAAUUUAAAAAACAGGUAAACAAUUUUGUGAUUCCUCAAUAA